AGUUGACAUGCAUGGAAAAAACCUGAAAAGCACAUAGGCAAAAUGGUCAUUUCACUUUCCCGUAAACUUAUCCUGGUUUUGUGUAAAUCCCUGUCCGCCCUCUCUCUCUCUUCUCUCUCUCGUUCUCCGUUGAUCCUUCGGAGUGAAACCCUAGUUUUCAAGCUUUACUUCCUCCCCGUUUUAACUCUGCAACAUAGAAACCACCCGUCGUCCAUGAUUACCCUCUCCCUACUCUGAUAUAGUAACUUACUUCUAGCAACCUGAAACCUUAGUCGUUCUUGGUAGCGACAAAAUUUCCUUUCUUUUCGUUCUACUACUUCCUCGUUUUUUGUUCUUCAUUGGCGUAUAGAAGGAAUAAAUGCUGGUUAAGCAGCGGCUUGAUGCGUAUGUACAGAAUAUAUGCGUUUAAUGAUGGAAUUCUUCCUCAGACCACCCAAAUCGAAUACUCGAUCAUCUGACUAAAUUAAUUUGGUAUAACCUUAUUAAGGGUUGGAAUGCUGUCAAUGACCGUAGUCGGAUAAAAAAAAGGUGGUUUUCGUUUUUCUCUGACUGGCAAGAAGAUCAACAGACAAGGUGGGUUUCGUUAUUUGAGUUAUUAAUCUACGGCGCUGGCAGCUUUCUCAAUACAGAUUCCUUCGUCCACCAGGUCGUUUAGUUUGGACUUUGGAGGGGUGGGGCUCCGGAAUUCACAGCCAAAGAGCGAGAGGGACAAUGUCAAUACAAGCUAUGUAUGCGUCUGCAGUGCGAAUUCCUUUUCUUUCUACUGUGCUCAAACCUAAAUCCAGCCAGAAAUCUUUCAAUGCUACUCUUACGAUUUUGAAAACCUUAGCUCACCCUCCGUUCCUUCGAUAUUCUAGCUCCAAGAGCUCUAUGAUUGUCAUCAUGAGAGACCGGAGCAAAAACAGGAAACCCCUGCAGAGAGGUCGGAUCAGCACUGAAGCCAUCCAGGCCGUUCAAGCGUUGAAGCGUGCGAAGAACGAUGGUGAUUUAUUGGAGAGCGUGAUGGAAUCCAAGGUCAGGCGGUUGGUCAAGCAGGAUAUAAUCGCUGUUCUUCGGGACCUCCAGAGACAGAACGAAGCCCUCCUGGCUCUCAAGGUAUUUGAAGAUAUUCGAAAGGAGUAUUGGUAUAAGCCUCAGGUGCUAGUGUAUGCUGGUAUGAUUAAGGUGUUGGCAAAUAAUGGCUUGUUUGAAAUGGUUGAGCGUGUUUUCUUGUAUAUGAAAAUGGAAAGCAAUCUGGAGGCUGAUCUUGAGGCAUUCAAUGCUCUAUUGCAAACUUUUAUGGAUUUUAGCAUCAUUGAACUUGUGAUGGAGUGUUUCCACCUCAUGAAAGUGGUGGAAUGUGAACCUGAUAAAUCGACAUUUAAAAUCUUGAUAAAUGGUUUAGAAUCAAAAGGAGAAACAGGGCUUUCAACUAUCGUAAGACAAGAAGCCAAGAAGUAUUAUGGUGGAUCUCUGGAAUUCUUACAAGAGAAGGAAGAUAUAUCUUUGAUUUGUAAUUGACUGUGGAAACUUAUAUACAAUUAAAACACAAUGUAAAAUUCCUUAAUAACUUCUUUUUUUCCUUUGGUAAUCAAAUGAAAGUUUUUCAUUUAGAA
Nelumbo nucifera (sacred lotus) is the source of this 1595-nucleotide messenger RNA. RefSeq names its product vacuolar sorting protein 9 domain protein. The record is from RefSeq and is a predicted model, not a curated record. Lineage: Eukaryota; Viridiplantae; Streptophyta; Magnoliopsida; Proteales; Nelumbonaceae. Gene Ontology annotation, biological process: chloroplast organization; Group II intron splicing. Gene Ontology annotation, molecular function: RNA binding; protein binding.